Camelina sativa (false flax) is the source of this 589-nucleotide messenger RNA. RefSeq lists its product as uncharacterized. Lineage: Eukaryota; Viridiplantae; Streptophyta; Magnoliopsida; Brassicales; Brassicaceae. The record is from RefSeq and is a predicted model, not a curated record.
UCUCUUAUUUAUAUUUACUUGGCAACAAAUCUUUCUUGUGCAGAACAGAAGAAAAAAAAAAAAAAAACACCCAUGGCUCUGUUUUCUAGCUUCUUCGCAGUUUCCGCGUCUCUCAUGAUCCUCGUGUCCCUUCAAUGGACUCUGGUUUGCAGUGAAUCCACAAUCUCAGCUUCUCCCGCUGUUUUACCGUAUAUCAGUGCACCAGAUAUGUCUUCGUUUUUCCCUUCUCCGACCAAUGAAUGGCCAGUCGAUACAGCAAUCUCUCCUGUUCCAGAGCCAGACGCGCCUGGUCCAAGCUCAGGCCUACCUAAUGGGAAGAUUACAGGCAGCUCAAUGAGGCUCCGUCCUGAUCUUUUAUUGGUUCUGCUCAUUGUUGGGAUCCGUAGCUUCUUAUGUGUUGACUUAUCAAUGCUCGCUAGGUUUCUGCAUUAUUAAUCUACGUGUAAUCUUUAUUGGUUAUCAUCGUUCUUGCUUCUGGUCUUUUUUUGUUCUUCAUCUCAUGAACGUCAACAUACAUACGUUACUGUUAUACGUAUGUGUACGCAUAACUUUGUUUUGUGAUAAAAUAUACGAGUGUAAUUUUCCUUAA